AUGGCGAACGCGUAUCGCAGACUUUUUUUUGUUCUCCACACCCUGCUCAUUUUUUUCAUAAUUUUACUUUUUUGGGCUAAUUGGAGAUACUCCAACAAUGGUUGGAAUUAUGGGAACCCUUCUGCAAUCCCUCCCAAUACUGCAAUCCUUCCCAAUACUGCAAACCUUCCCACUACUGCAGACCUUCCCAAUAGCGUACAGCCUAAUACGUCGGAUUUAAUCACGCCCUAUCCUUUUCUUGCCGAGCUUGACACACUAGAGCUCACGGGGGAGGAGCUUCAAGACGUCUCCAACCGACAUGAGGCGUUUGUCUCCUAUAACGCCAGCGGCCCAUACCGUGUGUGUCCAGAAAGAUACAUCAUUGCUAAGGCAAAUGAGUACGGUCGCCAUCACAAUCAAAUGGAAGAAUAUAUGAAUACUAUAUUGUGGGCAGAACGUUUAAAUCGUACUGCUGUUUUGGGGGGAUUUUGGGUUAAAGGCCACUGGGUGGAUCCUGCAAAAAUUUAUGACUUUUCAAAAAUUGCACAACGAUACUGUGUGAUUUCAGAUAAGGUGUUAGAGCAGAAAUUGCUUGAUUCACCUUUUUUGGAAAAUCUCACGUAUACUUGUUACGGUUGGUGUAUACGGCACGCACCAUUAGGUCCUUUGUUUCAACGUAUGCAAUUUUUGGAGCAACACUCAGGCCUGCCACCAUAUGUUUCAUGGGAAGCUCGAAAGACUGUUAUGAAACAAGCCGUCUUGGUUUAUAGUCAAGAACAAGCCGAUGUGAUGGUGAUUGGUGGUCAGUAUGCCUUUUUACUUCAUCAUGGGCUUGUCCAUCAUGCGGCUAUUUACAGUCUUUUGCAACCCUCCCCAUUUGUGCGGAAAAAGGUGGAUGAAUUUCUUAACUAUUAUUUCUCUUCAGGAAAGCAAUAUAUUGGCAUACACAAGCGACACCGCGAGUCGAGCUGUAAAAAAGGCUUAAGAGAGAAGAUGCCUGACUUUCGGGAAUAUACACACCUGUCGCCCCAACGGGAAAAGCUACCGCUUGCUCAGUGCGUCAUCAGCAUAUCGUACCUUGAUGCGCUGCACACCUCACUGGGUCUGAAGUUGUUUUCUUUCCCACUCUUUGUGGCGCACGACCACCAAGACAAAGUUACAAUCCGGCAUUUGGCGAUGAAAGGCGCGCGUUUGUAUGACAAAGAUUACUAUCCCCAUUUUGAGGACUGUGAGUAUGGGUUGUGCUCUCUCGCCAUGGACUACUUUCUGCUUGUCGAGGGUGAGUAUUUUAGUGGGAAUGUGAUAUCCUCAGUAUCGGAGAAUGUCUGCUUUGCUCGUCUAGGAAAGGGGAAGGCAUGUCAUGGAAUGGAACCAGGUAUCAUCCGCUUGCUUACCCAUGAUGUGAUUGAGCCUUACAAGCGCUAUAAGUGA
Molecule: messenger RNA, 1410 nt
Organism: Trypanosoma theileri
Lineage: Eukaryota; Euglenozoa; Kinetoplastea; Trypanosomatida; Trypanosomatidae
Exons: 1
Coding region: 1-1410 (469 amino acids)
Source: RefSeq, a predicted model, not a curated record